AUGAGUAAAGGCAUUGAAAGGAGCACAAGAGUUGUGCAGAAGGACCAGAAUCCAAUUUGGAAUGAGACUUUGCUGUGGUAUCUGGAUGAGGAGCUUCUGGACAACAGUUCUUUUGCCACAGUUAAACUCCUUGAAUGGGGCACGAAAAUUCAAAACAGUGAUUUUGGCAGUGCAGAUAUAUCCUUAGGAGGAGCAGCUGAAAAACCAAAUGUUAUGAUUAUGAAGAAGAAUCAAAGCCUGCGGAACAACAGUCUGCAGCCAACUGGGGCUUCUGGCAUAGAAGAAUUUACUCUGAAAGAAACCGAGGGGGCUCAAGUCCCAGCCCCAACAUCAACCCCCAUGAAAGAGCUUUCCAACAAGAAGCAACUGUUCCAGGUGCGAGUUGUAAUCAUUGAAUGUCGACAACUGCAAGAAAACAACGUCAAACCAGUGGUGAAAGUAACUAUUGGAGAUUAUACAUUCCGGACAAGAAUCAGACGUGGAAACAAUCCAUAUUAUAAUGAGACCUUCGUCCAAAAUUUCAAUGAGACACCUCUUCGACUUUUUGAUCAGUUUAUUACCAUACAGGUGCUGAACUCUCGAGCUGUCAGAGCAGAUGCAUUCAUUGGUGUCUUCAAGAUUGAGAUGGGGCUUGUAUAUGACUCUCCAGGUCAUGCUUUGAUUAACAAAUGGUUGAGCCUCUAUGAUCCAGUGAAUCUCAACGCUGGAUUUAAGGGCUAUGUGAAGGUCACCCUUUGUGUCCUGGGAGCUGGGGAUCGUGCACCGCUAAGGACCAAGGUCAUUUUUGGAGACACCAAUCCUGUGUGGAACCAGGUGCUCUGUUUCCCCAUGCAGUUGCCUUCUAUCUGUGAUCUCAUUAAGCUCACUAUUAUGGAUGGGGCAGAAGACGGAGAUGGCAUUAUUUUGGGCACAGCCUUCAUCAGCCUUUCCCAGAUCUCUUGCGCAGGAGCUGAAACAAAAAAAGAGACCUCAGGCUUCUUACCUUGCUUUGGUCCCAGCUUUCUCACCUUCUAUGGAAGCCAAAAGGAAUUUCUGAAUCCAGCUGAAUCUCCUGAGAAACGCAGGAUUCAGGCGGAAGAAGGGACCACAUAUCGUGGAAGAGUUCUUAUGGAGUUGCGGACUAUCAGGGAACCCAUCCCGGUUCAGAAAAUUGAUGACAUCCCUGAAGAAACUGUUAAAAAGAUGCAGUACUUCUUGCCCCAGUUCCGGUAUGGUCUGUGUGUGGUCUUUUACUCUGCCACCAUGUUGGCUGAUAUCACAGAACAGAUCCAGUUUGAGGUCAGCCUGGGGAACUACGGGAACAAAUUUGACGAGACCUGCAAACCGUUUGCGUCCACUACUCAGUACUGCCAUGCUGUCUAUGAUGGUAAUUUCUACUAUUACCUACCUUGGUAUGACACUAAACCCAUGGUGACCAUCACCUCAUUCUGGGAGGAUGUUAGCUACCGCGUUGCCUGCACAAACACCCUCCAGUUCAUUCAUGAGAGGCUGAAAAAGAAUCUGGAUACUCUUAAAACCAUCCGCCUGCCCCAUGACCCAUUGAUGGGUGCUGUUUGGAAGAAGCUGCAGAAAGAAUUGGUGGAAGACUGCAAGAAGCCAUUACCAGCCUUGGACAUCCAGAAAGCUGUGACUGUCCUUGAUAAACAGCUGUGGAAACUCCGUGUUCGGGUCCUCCAACAAAUCAGCAAGGCUGCAGAGAAAACCAGCUGGAAAACUCCCUUGCAGAAACUCAUCCCUAAAGUUGAGGGUUGGCUGAAUCAGAUUGCCUCAAUUGCAACUGAGACUCAAAUAAGUAUCCCAGAUGUGGUGAUCUGGAUGCUGUGGGAUGACCGGCGUGUGGCCUACACCCGCGUGAAGUCUCAGUCGAUCAUGUUCUCCAAAGACGGCCCUUACGCCAAAGGCAGGCUGUGUGGCAAAACACACACCCUCUUCCUAAAGGAUAUGCAAAGCAAAACAAAUUACAGCCCCAUCCCGGCUGUGCUCCGGGUUCGAAUGUGGAUGGGGCGGAUGGCCGACUGCGCGGACUUCAUGAGGUGCUGUGAAGGGAGGAUCGCCGUCUACGCGGAAACGUACGAAAACCAAAAGAAAACACACGGAAUAUGGGGAGUCAUGGAUCUUAUGCCGCACCCCAACUUUUCAGAUGUGACUGGACAGGUCAGCCUCCCCAAAGACAAGUUCCAACUACCCACAGGUUGGCAAUGGGGCGGCGAGUGGGCUGUGGAACCCCAAAGGAGGCUCUUGUUGGACAAAGAGACCAAUUAUUCUGAAGUGAUGCAAGAAGUUUACGAGAACCAGAGUCGACAACCUGGCCGUCGAUGGAAACCAGCCAGGAUCCCUUACAGCAAUGCGAGCGGUGCCCCUACUCCCCGGAAAGAAGACAUCUUGUGUCCUCCUGGAUGGAUCUUUGUGGAAGAGUGGAAAGUGGAGGUGAACCGAGCCGUGGACGAUGCUGGGUGGGAGUAUGGAAUUGCCAUCCCACCGGCUGAGUUUCCUCACUCCUGGAAUGCAGCUGAGAAGACCUACCACACGCACCGGAGGCGACGCUGGUUGAGGAAGCGUUUUCGGAACCUCGGCAGGGAGACCCGGGAAAAUCAGAUGGUCGCCUUUCUCCAGCUGCACUCAGACGUUAAAGCGAAACAGGAUGUCUGGGAAUAUGCUCCACUCUACGGCUGGAGAUUCCACCUCCAGAGGCAGCCAGAUGACGUUUUUCGGCGACGCUGUUGGCGCAGGAAGCUUGCUCCUGUGGCACCCAGCUUGGUGGCACCCAUUUUCUACUUGGAAGGCUCCUUGGGAGUGGAGGUUGGUGGCCAACAGAAAAAGAAAAAACCUGAAGCAGGAAGGAAAGAUGAAAAAGAGGAGAUUGAAUUAGAACCAACUGCUUCACAAGGUCUCUUGAAGAUGAAUACUCCUCUUCUCUUCUGCGUCUUCAAGAGUCCAGUGUAUUUCCAGCUGCGCUGCUACAUGUACCAAGCUAGGGACCUCCUGGGAAGCAUCGUGAAAGGGACUGCAGAUCCUGUGGCUCAUAUCUCUUUCCUUCAUAUGAGCCACUGCACCCACAUUAUCAACGGCACGCUGAACCCUUGCUGGGACGAGACCCUCCUCUUUGAAGACGUUUUGAUUUAUGGAGAACCUCAAGGGACUGCGCAGGACCCCCCCAUUGUGGCCGUGGAGAUCUUUGACUAUGAUUCAAGCGACGGAUCCAUGGGGAAACUUCCACCUCCGACUUGGAAAGAUGGUGUUUAUACAAUCCCCAAAGGAAUCCGGCCCAUCUUGCGGUUGAUGGCUGUGGAGAUUCUUGCCUGGGGUCUUCGAGACAUGAAGAAUUACAAUCUGAUGGUUGUCAACAAUCCUAGCCUCAUCAUAGAGUGCGGAGGAGAGUCUAUUCAGACGACAACCAUCAGGAACUUCCAAGAGUACCCAAAUUUUUCAAUUAACAUCUAUCUCAUGAAAGUGUACCUGCCUGUUGAUGAAGAUUAUUCCCCUCCCAUUGAGCUGAAGGUGAUUGAUCACCGAGAUUUUGGAUAUAAGCCAGUGGUGGGACAAGCAACAGUCAGAUCUCUGAGUCAAUAUUACUGCAAUCCGUUGGAAGAAAGCAAAGUCCACAACCUACCGCCCCGAGUCACUAAAAAGAUGAAGACUAAAAAGGAAGAAGAAGAAGAAGAAAUUGAUUGGUGGAGCAAGUACUAUGCAACAAUGGGAGAUUUAUCAAAGAGUGGGCAUUACCUGGAAAAGGGCUAUGAUAGCAUAAAGAUCUAUAACUGUGAGCUGGAAGAAGUUCCCGAAUUCCACGGUUUCCAGGAUUUCUGUCAGACUUUUCAACUGUACCGAGGAAAAGUCCAAGAUGAUGACCCUGUUGUGGGGGGAGAAUUUAAGGGCCUUUUCCGGAUCUAUCCUUUGCCAGAGGACCCCAGAAUUCUGCCUCCACCACGUCAGUUCCAGGAGCUUCCUGCCAAUGUCUCCCAGGACUGUCUGGUUCGCGUUUAUAUUAUCCGAGCUUUUAAUCUCCAGCCAAAAGACCUCAAUGGAUUGUGUGACCCCUACAUCAAGAUCAAGCUAGGAAAAGAAAGAAUGGAUGACCGAGAAGAGUAUAUACCCAACACCCUGGAUCCUGUGUUUGGAAGAACAUAUGAACUUACAUGCACCAUCCCAUUAGAAAAGGACCUGAAGAUCUCCUUAUUUGAUUUUGAUCUAUUUUCACCUGAUGACCCAAUUGGGGACACCACCAUAGACCUGGAGGACCGACUCAUGUCUCAUUAUGGGGCCAACUGUGGGCUGCCACAGACUUACUGUGUGGCUGGCCCCACACAGUGGAGAGAUCAGCUUCUUCCAAGUGAACUCUUGGAAAAUCACACUCAGGCCAAAAACCUGCCUCAGACCGAGAUAAGUGAAGAUGGAAGCAAAGCCAUUUUCAUGGGUAGAACUUAUCUGCUCUCUGACUUUGAGACCAAAUUGCCUUCGCAUGGAUAUCUGGGACCUGCCAAAGAGCGUAUGGCCCUCCACCUUCUCCGGACGUGUGGAUUGGUCUCUGAACACAUAGAAACUCGCACUCUGUACGACUCAGCUCUACCUGGAAUUGAUCAAGGUAAACUGCAAAUGUGGGUGGACAUCUUCCCACUUUACUUGGGUGACCCAGGACCUCCUUUUGACAUCAUCCCACGAAAGACCAGAAAAUACGAACUACGCUGCAUAAUUUGGAACACCAAAGACGUAGAUCUUGAAGAUACCAAUAUUUUUGGAGACAAGAUGAGCGACAUCUACGUGAAAGGGUAUGAGAUAAGCAAUCAACAUUUUUGGAGUCUGGAUGAGACCAUGCAGAAAGUACCUCCAAAACUGAUUAUCCAGGUCUGGGAUAAUGAUAAAUUCUCAGCUGAUGAUUUCAUAGGCAAUCUGGAAAUAAACUUGACCAGCAUCCCACGACCGGCCAAGCGGCCUCGUGAUUGCACUUUGAAAGUCCUGCAGGACGACAGCAGUGCUGCCGGCUCUUCCAACCCUUUUCGCCGACGCAAACAAAAGUGCAUUUCCCUGUUCGCCCAGAGGAAUAUGAGGGGCUGGUGGCCUUGCAUCGUCUUCGAGAAAGAUAAGCCGCGAGUGUCCGGUAAGAUUGAAAUGAGUCUGGAGUUGCUGACUGAUCUUGAGGCUGAAGAAUUGCCAGCUGGGAGAGGGAGAGAAGAGCCGAACACAAACCCCUUUCUGAAGCCACCAGAGAGACCGGAGACCUCUUUCCUAUGGUUCACAGCCCCCUUAAAGAGCAUCCACUUUAUUAUAUGGCAGAAGAGUAAAUGGAAGAUCCUGAUUUUCAUUUGCAUCCUGCUGGUGAUCUGGCUAUUUGUAGAUUUCAUCUACGCAGCUCCAUCAUAUGAGUGCUACUCAUGA
This is a messenger RNA of Protobothrops mucrosquamatus (brown spotted pit viper), 5373 nucleotides long. Its product is annotated as myoferlin-like. Gene Ontology annotation, biological process: plasma membrane organization; membrane fusion. The transcript has 47 exons. Gene Ontology annotation, cellular component: membrane. The coding region runs from base 1 to 5373 and encodes 1790 amino acids. Lineage: Eukaryota; Metazoa; Chordata; Lepidosauria; Squamata; Viperidae. The record is from RefSeq and is a predicted model, not a curated record.